AUGCCUGGAGAACGAGGGGCGAAGAAGAGUGGACGCGGUGACGGAGGACGCGAUGAGGCGUCACGUCAGUUGCGUCGUGUUCAAGGUAUGGAGCCUGAGGAGCACAAGGACCUGGAAACAGUCGUCCGCGACGCUCGGAAGGUGAAGAAGGCUGCUCGCGAGAGCGAGGCAGUGCAAGGUGGGGACGUCGAGGCGUCUGCAGUCCAAGGUCAGCUUGCUGCUGGAUCGCAAACUCAGGAGGAAGAAGUUUCCCCUGGGUUCCAAGGUUCGACGGAGGUGAAUUCUGGGUCGCGGAUUCCUGAAGUCCCAGAAGACCACACACACGAGGGUGGUGCUCAGGCGUCUGAGGGAGGCGCCAAUGCGGUUGAGCCCCCGGAGGUGAUUGACUUGGUCUCAUCUUCGGACGAGUCUGUUGUGGAAGUGAAGUCGGAGCACGUGCGAGCGAAGGAGAAGGCGAAGACUCAGAGUUCCAAGGUGGAUUCUGGGAAGACGCCUGAAAGCGACAUCCGGGAAGCUGCUGCGCCUGCUCCGGAAUCGGGAGCAGCGACGUUGGACGCCGGGAGUAUGGUGCUGUACGUUCGACGUGAAGUUCGACGCUGGGAAGAGGUGAAUCCUGGGAAGGUGACGCCGCCAAGUGUCGUUUAUGAGUGGCCGACUCCGAAACCGGAUGCCAACUCGUACUUCGCGGCCGCGUACGCAACGGGACAUGGCGAUCUCAUGGCGACUACGAUUCCCCAGAGUAUCAUGACCACCCGCGAGUGCGUCGCCAUUCUGCAGACUCUGUUUUUCGAAGCCGGAUUUGAGUUUGCCAAUUUGAUCCCUAGCUGGUCUUCGACGCGUGCUUCCAGGAUUCCAGAAAGUCUGGUGCGCUCUGUCAUGGAGGAAACCCAGAAUUUCAUCGCCGUGGAACUGGUCGAGUGGAGAUUGGUGAUAGCUGGUGUGCCUUUCAAAGUAAACUCUGAAGAUCACGCCGCACCAAGCGCCCAAGAGCAAGCACCAAGACUGGACUACCACAAGGAAGAUGGAGACGGUGAUCUAUUGAUGACGGACUACGAUGCGGAUCAACUGGGCCGACAGUUUGUCCUGAGAUUCAGAGUCACUGGACUCAGGAUUUCACGAGCCCACGAGGGCCGAGUGAUGGUGAGCCACGAUCCAAGCGUACUCAGCAUGGACCGCCUCGGCCACAAGUUCCCGUACAAGUCUUCGACUGGUCCCUCGCUUCAGAAUUCCACUCCCCUGAAUUCCAUGUCCAAUGGACGUGAUUCUCUGGAGGCGGAAGUCAAGGACGCUACCCCAGGCGCGGUGCCAAGUGUCAUCGGUACCUCGCGCGCUUCGGAUGAGAGUACUGCCUCGGGCGUUCAAACGUUUUAUGGUAGCUCUUCGUCUUCGUCGUUGAUGUCGCUUGGCCAUCGAGUUGGAGCUCUAGCGCUUGUGGCCCAGAGUACCGGUGGCUUUGCAGCUGCCGGUGAUCUUGGAUUUCAGGUCACCCUGACAGUCAUCCCGUCGCGUAUUGUGUCAGUCGACCAAGAUGACGUUGAGAUGGCAUCGUCGGUGCACUCCGACGCAGAGAUCGCACCCAGGAAGGCCGGUCUCCCCAGGAUUUCAGCCACGACUUCCGAGCCGAAACUCAGUGUUUCUGCCCGAUUGCUGGAUUUGGUGGUCCAAGGGAUGUCAGCGCCGAUGAGCGGAAAAAUCAUCUGCGUCCAGCCGCUCGAGUGGAUCCAGGAAUCUUGGGUCAGUUCCGUGUCCGCGAGGUCUGGGCCCGACCAAAUCGAGCUGAACGUCUUGCGACAACAGCAGGAGUGGCAGGCCCGCAUGGAACAGGAGCAACGCGAGUUUCUCGCCAGAGAACGCCUGGAUGCCUUGGAGCGCGAGCGCCUCAGGGAACACGUGACCUGGACACGCGUCGCCAGAUCCAGGAACUUACGGAUCGCUUGGUCCACGCUGAGAUCGCCCGAGGAGAAGCGGAACGGCCGUGAGCGCCUGGAUGCCGCCUACGCCAAGCGCUGGCAACAGCACGAAGCCGAAGCCGACUCGGAGCGCGCGCGCUGGGUUUCCGAGACGUACGCCGGUUGGAAGGAACAAAUGUCAACUAUGGAUCAGAAGGUCCAAGAACUUGAGGCGGAGAAAGAGCGAGAGCGGGAGUCUUCCGAGAAUAUCCAGCGUUUCCACGCCGGCCAAGUGCGCGACCUUCGUGCAACAUUGGCCCAAGUUCAAGCGCGUCGCGCAACCGUCGCCCCUGAUUUGGCAACAAAUAGACGGGAGACAGCUGAUUCGAAGAACACUUCCGAAGUCACCGCCUCCCAGCUAAGAGCGACCCUCGCGCAGACUUCCGCCGACACUUCCGGCAGAAUCGCGCGCGUCAAGCGGGGACAUGGCGCUACGGAGACCAAGGUGACGCAGGAUGUCAAGUUCGAGCCUGUGUCUCUGGGGAAGACGUCGGAUCCCAGGAGAACAGCGACCUCUAAGGCCUCGCAGGACUCUAAAACAGACUCCAAGCGCUCUGCACCCAAGAAACACCAGCAGAAGAAGAAGAAGCGUCAGGAUGUCAAUCCACCCUCGGACUCAGACCCAAGCUCCGAUUCCAGCAAUGAUGACUCGUCCUCUGAGAGUUCGAAUGACAGUUCGGACGGGAACCCUGGGGUUAACCUGACGACGGCCUCUACGGCUCAAGCUGGUACUACGCUCCUGACGUUCAGGCCGUACAUCAACUCGAAUACUCUGGGUGAGUUCGAUACUAAGGCGUCACUCAGGGAACGCGUGCAUUGGUGGGAGCGUUUUGCGAACAUGACGGCUCAGGGAGGUUGGUCUACGAAUAUGCGAAUUCAGGAACUCAAGUUGAAACUCUCGGGAGCUGCGCGUGACUGGUUCAACCAGUUGCCCAAACACACUCAGCGUGACUGGAAGGAGUUGGCGUCUACAUUCAGGAAGAAGUAA
Molecule: messenger RNA, 2937 nt
Organism: Phytophthora sojae
Lineage: Eukaryota; Oomycota; Peronosporomycetes; Peronosporales; Peronosporaceae
Exons: 7
Coding region: 1-2937 (978 amino acids)
Source: RefSeq, a predicted model, not a curated record